This is a messenger RNA of Alnus glutinosa, 1685 nucleotides long. Its product is annotated as protein NRT1/ PTR FAMILY 4.2-like. The coding region runs from base 1 to 1542 and encodes 513 amino acids. The record is from RefSeq and is a predicted model, not a curated record. Gene Ontology annotation, cellular component: membrane. The transcript is spliced from 6 exons. Gene Ontology annotation, biological process: transmembrane transport. Gene Ontology annotation, molecular function: transmembrane transporter activity. Lineage: Eukaryota; Viridiplantae; Streptophyta; Magnoliopsida; Fagales; Betulaceae.
AUGAGUAGCGAGAGAGAUGAAUAUGUGGACUGGAGAGGGAAAACUGCAGAUCCUAGAAUGCAUGGUGGAAUUAGAGCUGCAAGCUUUGCAUGUGUUGUGGAGGUGUUGGAGAACAUGGUUUUCUUAUCAAAUGCCAUGAACUUUGUUGCCUACUUUAUGAAGUCGAUGCAUUACCCAGCUGCUCAAGCUUCAAACAUGGUAACCAAUUUCAUGGGAACCUCUUUUCUGCUCACCAUAUUUGGGGGUUUCAUCAGCGACUCCUUCUUCACAAGAUUCACUACAUUCAUCUUCUUCUGUACAAUGGAGCUACUGGGACUUAUCCUACUGACAGUCCAAGCUCAUGAAACUCGAUUACAACCAGCCAUGCACAGAAGGCCCUCUCGGUUUCAAUCAGCUAUUCUUCAUAGUGGGCUCUAUGCCAUGGCCAUUGGUGUCGGCGGAGUUAAGGCCUCCUUGCCCGCACAUGGCGCUGAUCAGCUUGACAACAGUGACCGGAGACUCAUCUCCGCCUUCUUCAACUGGUUUUUCUUUUCCCUCUGCACCGGCGGCCUCAUAGCCGUGACCGUAAUGAUCUGGAUUGAAGAGAACCUCGGAUGGAAUUGGAGUUUUAAGAUAUCGGUUCUAGUGUUGACUUUGGCCCUCUGCAUUUUCACAGUUGGUUUCCCAUUUUACAGAUACAAACGCCCGGCCGGAGGAAGUCCAUUAACUAGGAUUUUUAAGGUAAUUAAGUCACAAGCCCGUAACAGAGACCAAACUUCCUCAACCAUAAUGACAAUGAUAAACAACAUUCUCAAUAAAACUAUAAAGUAUAAUGACUUCAGGGUCCUGGAAAAAGCACUGGCUGAUAACACCAUCACAGCAGCUGAUGUUGAGGAAACAAAAACCUUUAUUGGCCUGCUUUUUAUCUUUGCCACCACAAUCAUGAUGAACUGUUGCCUUGCUCAACUCCAGACAUUCUCAGUGCAACAAGGGAACAUCAUGAACAGAACAAUCAACGACUUCAAACUCCCAACACAAUCCUUAUCAGUGUUUCCCCUCUCCAUCAUGCUCGCUUCCAUACCCUUGUACGAGCAUUUCAUACGGAUCUUUGGCAACAAAUUCCAACGCCCACUUGGGAGAAUAGGCUUGGGGCUAGCACUGGCCUCAGGGUCCAUGGCCGUGGCGGCUAUAGUCGAAGCUAAGAGGCGCGAGGCGGCGCAGAAUAAUGUCACCCUGUCCGUCUUUUGGCUCGGCUGGCAAUACCUUCUGCUGGGAGUUGCCGACAUGUUUACUCUCGGCGGAAUGCUUGAUUUUUUCUACUCUGAAGCAGCAGACAGCAUGAGAAGCAUGUCUACUGCGUUGUCAUGGUGCUCCACCUCAAUGGGCUACUUCCUUAGCUCUCUGCUCGUCAGCCUAUCCAACUGGGUGACUGCAAAAUUCGGCCGACCUUGGCUUGGGGGAAAUGAUCUGAAUCAUGCCCGUUUAGAUCUGUUCUACGCCCUCCUUUCCAUUCUAAACUUGCUUAAUCUUUUCAACUACAUCUAUUGGGCCAAGAGGUAUUAGAAUUACCUGUUCAAAUUACUAAUAAUUCAGAGAGAUACUUCUAUAACUACAAGUCAUCAUGUUACACAUGUAUGUUAUCAUAUAUAAAAUAGUUCAAAUGAAACGAAGGAGAAUCUUAUUCUAAUAGGAUUGACAAAACGGGU